Messenger RNA from Porites evermanni, 10315 nucleotides. The record is from the annotation of a GenBank genome assembly. NCBI's taxonomy places the organism in Eukaryota, Metazoa, Cnidaria, Anthozoa, Scleractinia, Poritidae.
GUGCGUCUGCCAUGUUUUCUUGCUAGAAAGUUUUAGUGGAAAAUGGCAAGAGAUUUUGAGAAUUCUUCCUCUAGGAGAGACAGAAGUCCAUCUCCAAGACAUGAACACAGGAGAACUCGGUAUCCUCGUUCAAAAUCACGCUCAAAAUCGAGAAGUCGGAGCCGAAGCAGGGAAAGAAGCGGAAGCCGUGAACGUUUUCGGUACGUGCAUUGCUAUCUCAUUUAUAGUUUAACCUAUCACUCCUAAUUUUUGCAGAUUCUUCGUGAAUUCUACAGUAAUUUGUAGAAUUAUGGAGUGUAAAGAGAAACCAGAAUCCAGGCCACUUUGAAGCUGUGGCUUUGGGCGAGUGUCAUGAUAAAGUCUCGGGGUAUCCAAUCGAUGGAAUCGAUGAUCGGAAAACCAAUCGAUCAAUCGAUAUCAAUCGAUGAAAUUAGUUAACUGGUCUCGACUGGUAUCGGUCAAUCGAUGAUCAAUCAAUAACCACACAAAAAUUGUUCAUCGAUUGCUAUCAACUGGCACAGCAACCUUGAACAGACAUCACUCAUGCUACCUGUGAUGGGCUCCUGAUGCUACCUGAAGCCCUAGGGAUGAAAUUGGUAAAACAAUUCCGACCCAGUCUUCUCAACGCAAAGGAUAUACCCCGUUGCACAUGUACUCGAAUAACCCACUUGCCCAUCCUUGCCUUUCCAUUUCAUCCAGGGUAUUCAAUUGAUGGAAAUCGAUGAUUGGAAAACCAAUCAAUCAAUCGAUACCAAUCAAUAACCACACGAGUCUUCGCCAUUGAUUGGUCAUCGAUGAUAAAUAUUAAUCAAUUAAUUGAUAUCGAUUGUCAUUGAUUAUCGAUUUCAUCAAUUGAAUACCCCGAGUAAAGUGCAUGAUCAUGCGUUCAUUCCGAAUGUUUGUUUUGUCAAGACUGUUUACAUAUAGGGAUGAAAUACCAGCUGAGAUCUUGCGCGAAAACAUGAUAUCUUCACAUGUGAAAAGAUCACCGUUACUAUGACUACAUAAAAAAUUGCUUCUUUACCAAGAAAAACCUAUUAAAGUCUUGUUCACUGUGUGCUGUAAUGGUGUGUGACUGCCAUCUUGAAUCACCUAACAUCUUUCAUACAUGUAGGUUCAUAUAUUGAGUACUCACCUCAGACCAUUUUGGAAAGUGGUUCUUACUUGUUAUUCAUUCUGUGUGGUCUUCAUUGACAUAAUUAGAUUUAUCCCUAUUUUUUAAAAGAAGGGGCCCUGGAGCUCCCCAAGUAAAAAACCUGGUAAAGACACUGAAACCGCUGUAACAACAUCAGCUGCAUUAGCAUUUCAGCAAGAUGUUAUUAUUAUAAUUUAUUUUGUCAGGCAUCACAGACACAAGAGAAGACUCACCCCAGAGAGCUUUAUGGACAAGUAAGUUAAUUCUCUUUUAUUUUCCCACUACUUUUUCUAUAAUUUGAAAUUAAUUAAAAUAAUAAUAAGGACAUGUAACAUAUCAGUUUGGACAUUGUCCUUUAAACUUUUUCUCCCUUCCUUCCUUGUUGGGUGGUUAUCCACUGGCUCAAGUUACAUGUAGGACCACUUUGAAUGCUGAGCAUAUCGAACAUACAGGUCAGAGCAAACACAUGUGCUAGCUGCAACACCGUGGCAAAACGCACUCUGCAUGAGCACAAAAUUUAACAUCCGGUCAGCUUUUUAUUUCUGGUCUAGUAUAUAAACCAAUUGCGUAAGCAAAACAUUGCCGUCGCGCCAAGUUUAAAAGCAAAAAGGGAAAAACAGACAAGAAAGGGGGCGAAAAAAAUCACGUCAGUUGAUAGCUCAUAUAUAUUUCUAGUGUCAAACUUUUGCACCACGUGGUUAUCUGGUUGCACCAACUAGUCAAGGCCGGACUUGAACGCGAAGAGUCUCUUUGUUUCAAGUCCAAUGCCUUAAUCUCAUGGCCAUGAUCACAACACCUACCAAAUGUUUCUCUUGUUUUUUCACAGGCGUAGGAAAGCACGUGAAGCAAUCAGUGCUUCAGGAGUCAUUGAAGUUUGGGGUCUCUCUCCUAGAGAAGCACCUCCUGAGUAAGUAGAGUUUAAUCUCUUCUUUACAAGAAUAAGCAGUUACAGUCAACUACAUGUAUUUUCGAGAGGAAUCCAACUCUAGGAACACAGAUCUUCUGAACAGGGCUCCACCUUUGGGAUUAACAUCCUCCUACUACUCCCCCCUCCCUUCUUUAGUUUCUUGUGCAUGUGCUGAAUUUUUUAAGGUUAAUAUACACUGAGUGUAUACUUUUAUACCGGAGCUCCACGCGCCUAAGGAAAUGUGAUAAUCUACCUAUCCGAGAAAAUUUGGUAAUCACGUGACUGUACACCGAGCGAGCAACCGCUCGCACCACUGGCAUACCAAUGUAAAAUAACUCAAUCAACAGGUAUGGCAACCCAAAUGCAACUCAAGGUUUUAUUUGGAAGGAAAUCACAUGGCCGCCCAGACUUUUAGAAAGAAAAAACAAAAACAAAGUCGUGGCUUUCUCGGCGUUAUUUUUUAUGUUUACAUUAACGUGGAUAACAGAGAAAGAGCUAGAGCGAGUUAUUGAAAACAAAGGAGACAAAUUUUGUAGGAAUAAAAACAUGGAAAUUCAAAGCGGCGGUGAGAAAAUGAGAAAUGCUAGCGGCCAGCAAGGUGAAAAUGGCCGGCAGUGAAAAAUAAAAGCAAAGAUGAACACAGGAAACAAAAUAUUGGGUAAGCACAUACGAUAAUUCCUCCAUAAAAAUAAUGUGUAACUAGGAAUUUUGACGUUUUAGUCGUACAAAACAGCGUUGUAGUCGUGCAAAAUAGCAGCAAGGGAAAGACAAAAAAGCAUGCUGCAUGUGCAAAUUUGUUUUUUGCUAAUUAGAAGAAAAAGUGUGCUGCACGUGCAAUUUGUUUUUUUGCUAAUUGGAUCUAUUAGUCUUGAAGCCAUUUUCAUUGUCGUCCCCGUUUAGCAUUACACGAUUUAACUUUUUUUGUUUACAAAUAUUAUUAACCAGAGCUUCACUUUUAGCCCUGACAAAGUCUGUAUAUUAUCUUUUGCAAAAGGUUCUAAAAGUUCAGGCCUGGCACUAAGGGCAACAGGAUUUUCUGUGGCUACUAUUAUCAUGAGCCUUUGCUAUUUUCACAGGAGGGAAAAGGAAAAUAAAACCAAAAGAAAUUCCAAACCAUGCAAUUCAGGGCUGCCUACCAAUAAAAUACUUGCUUAUACCCAGCAACUUGAAAUCUUGGUGACAGCCUGGAAAUUUACAUUUAUGAGUUCCUAUAAUUAUUAACAAUUAAUGAAUGAGGUUGAGUAUCUUAUGAAGAAUUAUGGAGAUCGAGGAGGGUGUUACUGCAUCGACGGAUAACACUGAACUGUAUUUGAAACUUUAUUUGAAAAUUCUUGGAGGCCAUGUCUAGAAACUUUACUUUGACUAAGCUCCCCCUCUCUAUCCACUCCUUACUGCUUGCCAUAGAAUUUCUGCUUCAGUUUAAUACAUGUACAUGUAAGCUGAAAAAAACUCUUAUUCACGCAUAAUAUUGUCAAAUUUUAUUGGCAGCUCUGAUGAAGAGAUGAGAACUGCAGUAUCAAAUGGAAUAAAGAAUAAACGUGAGUACAUUUGACCUUACCUUGUUGAUUGAAGAAUGGCAAUCAUACUGACUGGUGUCUUAACAAAAUAAACAAAGCUUCGUUAAAGCGCAUUGGAACUAAGGUCUGGCCAGCUUCUGUAACAGGGGAAAAAUUUUUUAUAGCAUCAUUUGUGGCUACAUUUGAGCUUGCCUUUUCAAAUAAGGGGAAAAGUAAAACUGAGUGGGUGAUGUUGUUGUCACAUGAUGUCAUGGCAGCCAUAUUGAUGUACCAAAACAAUGAAAGGUGACCAUGUUGGAGACCAUUAUGUCUGUGGGAUUGAUUUCUUCUCUUCUGCAAAAAGCUUCUUUCUUUUCUAAGAAAGUUGCUUAUCCGUGCCGCAAAAAAUUUGUCGUGUCUCCUUGACAAAUCACGAGUACAAUGUGAACCAAAACAUGGAACCUUACAGUACACUGCAUUUAGUUUUUGAUUGAUGUGCUUCGUACUGUGUCCUGAACACAGUUGCCGAACGAAACUUGAGAUUAACCCUUUAAGUCCCAAUGGUGACCAACAUCCAUUUUCUCCUAACAAUAUCCAUAGAUUGUCAAGAGAUUAGGUUAUGAUAGUUGAUAAAAUGAUCAUCUAAGAGAAAAUGCUUUGAUCUUUUAUCAAAUUCUCCACACAUUCUUUAAGGAAAUAUAUAGAGAUCAGUUUGGAGAAUUUGUAUGCGGAUAUUGGGGCUUAAAGGGUUAAGUGCUAGUUUUCUGCAAAGGAUUCUUCCUUGCUCUUUUUGUUUCAUGUUUUUUUUUUGUCAGUCCAUCUCCGAUUGAGUUAUUGGUCAUAACAUGCAAGAAGAUCCUCCAUAAUUGUGGAAAUGGUUGCAAAUAAUUUGCUCCUUAUUCUACGGGACCUUCCAGAUGGUCUUUGAUCCAAAAUUGGACAUUAUAGGAGUACUGAUUGAGGAUUGAAAUCCUCACCUGAGAUAUGAAAUGACCCAGUCAUUUAUUUCCCUGUAUGAAACUCGUGCUGGUGUGUGUUUUCUCAUGUAAACACCCCCUAAUGUUCCUUUCAUUCCAAUCCGUGAGUGAAUGAUGGAGACUUGUAAGGUGGUUCUACAGUCAACUUUUGAGUCUGCAGAUGAAAUCCUAUGGAAUGACAAUGCAAUUGAAACCUUUUCAGCAAUAAGUUUGUCAUGGUACACUGUGUUCUUUUGUUUUUCUUUUUUUUCCUUUGGAAAUUGUGUUGAAAUUUGACUCUGGUCACAAUUGGGAUUGAAAUGGUAAAGACACUCAGGACAAGCUCAAGUGAUGUUGUAUUUUUGUAUCAGGGCAGAGAGGCCAAAAACCACACCCUGUGUAGCAACUUGUUCCCUUUUUAGCUCUACCCUCAGCUGAUACUUUUAUUACAUGUACAUUGACACUCGUUACAUGUAGGUGUUUUAGCCGAUAGUGAAAGUGAAGAUGAGAGCAGCGAAGAUGAAAAAAGGAGAAAAAAGGAGAAGAGGUCCAGCAAGAAAAAGAAAAGAAAAUCACGUCAUAAGAAGAAAAGGUGACAAUAAGUUUAAUGAUUUAAAUUAUUACCUAAUUCAUACAAUGUCUAGAUGCUUUGAUCCAAACUAUCAGAGGUCAGUUGGAAAGUUAGAUACACUGUAUAAGUCUCAUAAAAUGCACAUUUUUAAUGCGACUUGGGCCGAAACAAAUCUGUAGACUUACCCACAGGGUGUAAAAUGCGAGGUUAAGUAAGUCAAACUAAAACUUUGAGAAGUCCACCAGAAAGACUCAGUGCCUGGCAUGCUGAUUUACAAUGUUGGGAUGCAUAGAGAGCCCGGGGGUGUGGGUACUUUAGGAAUUUCUGGGUGGGGAUGUGCCGCUGGGACCCUGGAACCCUUAACCUAUACUAGAGCUAGUUAACCUACAUUUUGCUACCCGAUACUAGAGUAAACUCCCCAAAUCCCCCCUAUCCUAGAGUAGCUGUUUCCCUAGUCUAGAUAAAAUCUUCAACCAACUGAUCAGUUUCCUGAAAAAUGAUACCCUUUUCUAGACCCAAAAUUUAAUGUUCUGAUUUAUAUACCCAAUCUUAGAGUAAACUGCUUGAAAACCAUACCCUUCACAGUGGCACAUACCUAUAUAGCCCAUAUAUGGCAGUACCCCCCCCCGCCCCCCGGAUGUAGAGUCAGUUGUACAGCUUGCCAUUUGGGCAAGCUGUAAUUUACAAACUGUACUAUAGCAUGUACUAGCCCAAGAGUCAUUUUAACCAGCCUGAAAAAAAAUUUGAUUAGCAGGAUUGAUUACAGUUCUUCUGAAUUUUAACUUCAAAAUCCUGAUAGCAAAAUCCUGAUAGCAAAAUCCACUAGCCCUGGGCUAAUCGGACAUGCCUUUCUUUGCACGCUGAAUCUGUGGUUCCAAAAAGUAUCCAUACUCACCCGCUGGCACUCAUUGGAAUUUACGAGGGGUAGCAGUCUCAUACACUAGCGUUUUUAAAGAAAAUGAUGACCCUAUUGAAGUGGAAUUUCUCGAGGGGAAUGGGUAGGGGUCAAACCAUUAAACCCUGUAGGUGAGAGUAUGGAUAUUUUCUGGACCAACUUAUUGUAACAUACUGGUAAUAUUGGAAAAAGUAGUUGAGCGCUUUUGUUUUAUGUUUCGUGAUACAUUGUAUUAUUUUUAUCUUUCCAGCAAAAAGCAUCGCAAAAGGAAGACGAGGCAUAAGUCAAGCUCGGAAAGUGAAGAUGAAUCUGAAGGUAUUCAGUGUGGUAUUCGUUCCGCCCAGACGACAGUCGAUUCACCCGAUGACAAAUAACACUUUACAACACAGCGUAUCAGAAAUGUUUUUUAGUUAAGCUUGGAUUCCACUACUGCGAUUGCUAAAAAGAGUCAAGCGAUCUCGAUGAUCACAUUCGAGAAAUACUAUAAGAUUGUAAAUAAAACUUAACUCUAAAUGUACCGCCUCAGCGAUCGCAACGAUCGCUUAACGUCGAUCUUUGAUAUAUUUUGUGUGAUGUGUAGUCACUGUAGUUCACGCUUAUUCCAUUUUUUCAAAUAAAAAUCUGGCGAAUCGACUUACAUCCGGGCGAAACGACCUGCUACCUUUAGUUAGAGGUUUUUUAAAAUAACUGUAUAACAAAAUGGCAACGUUGUUGCAGCCCCAUCGUUUGUUGGGGACGCGAAUUUUAUGUCAUCAAUUUAGAAAACGUUCAUAUGCCCUAUUCACUUUAACAUACACAUACAAAAUAUAUGUUUCAAACAAAUUUUCUUACUUGAAAAUAAUGUGAACUGCGGGCUUACAGUAUACUGCAGCGCUGACGCAGAGACCAUGGGUUCGAAUCCCGUGGAAGUCUCGAAAUGUUUUCGGUUUUAUUUGCAAUUGCUUGAAUAGCAAUUACCACAGUGACGAUCAUAUCUUCAAUUUAAAUUUUCUUACUCUUUCUUAAUGCAUAUAGGAUUUGAUUUCAUGAGGAAAUUUCCCUCAGCACACUGCAACACAUCAUAGCCAGUUUUAGAACCCGUUUCGUGCAGGUCUGUACUUUUUAAGGGAGGUACUUAUUGCAGCAAAAAGUUGUAACCUUAUUUAUCGGAGUUAGAAAUUGUAAAAUCUUUAAAAAAAUCAUUGAGCUAUGGUGAUUUACUCGACGGUCUUUUGGUGUCUUUUUCUACACAGAAGGAGAUGCUGAUGUCGAGUGGCAAGAGGCCUGGAUUGAAAAGAAGAAAGGUUGGUAUCGUAAGUGUAGUUGUACAAUGGACUUUGUAAGCAUUUGUAUCCUUUCCUCCGACUUAAAGUUUAAAAUGACAAGGAAUUUAUUUGUCAGAGAAUUCUAAUUUUAACGCCACAGACUAGAGUUUGCAACAUCUUUAAAUACAUAAAGCCUUUGUCAUUCACCACUUUCACAUUGCCCAUAAUACACCUUUCUUACCCCACCCCCACCCCCCCCCCUCCGCAAAAAAAGUUUGCAUACGACUUAUUGUUUUCAAUCUCUCCUCAGUAUUAGUCGUCCCAAGGGAAGAUAAAGGCAAUGCUUUUUUGGGGGGUAGGGGUAAACAAGGUGUAUUAUAGGCAAUGUGAUAUAAUGGUGAAUUCUGAAGCUCAGCGCGGAGGGCAGUUGCUUACAACGACUGUCGUUCUGUCAAACUCUUUCUUUUAACACCAGACAUUUUCAAUUACGUCCCUGAUGAAGGAUAAGGGUGAAAAGGGCGAGUUUUUCGCCCCCUUCCAAACAGAAGGCCUUUUUACAGAUCAAUUCUGAAGUUGCUUUAAAUGGGAAAGCUUUAUUCGUGGCACGCACUGCUCAGUUUAUAUUUAUUUGACUGUUUGAUUCUUAGACCAACUCAAAGAAGCUGAUAAUGGCGUUAUAGGACCUGUACCACUGGUACAAGAUGCAGCAAAUCAGGAUAUCAGAGAGUAAGGGCAAUUUAAAUUUAAAACUAACGCGAUUUAGAGGGAGUGACUCUCGGCCGUUUAGAUCAUCAUGCGUUUCUGGGGAACUGCCCAUCUGCCCUAAGUGAGAAGUAAGUGUUAAUGUUGGCUUAGGAGAGGGGUAGGUGGGCAGUUUCCCAGAAAUGUGUAAUGACCCUUAUCGGAUCAUCAUACGUAUAUCUUCGCUCACUUUUAACGUAUCGCCUUUAAACUUGGUAAACUUGGGGAGUUUCCUAAUUUUAAGGUGCUAUUUCCAGCAGUGUCAAUGGAUAUUCGCCGACUAGUCUUAAACAAAACUCGAAAAAACCUUAGGGGUAAAGGUGUAUCAGAAUGUGCUUCACCAAGUCGCGUAAUUUCAAAGACGUUUUUACGGUGGGCAAAUGGAUGUGAAAGAAAUGUGUCUUAACACGAACCCAGCUACUUUGUGCUUUGUAACAAGCGGACAGAGACAGACUGAAAACGGUCGAGAAAAAAUGGUGACGUAAUGUUGUGAGACUGAGGCCUACUAGAGCUCUGUGCUAUUCUCCCAUCUUACGCGGCGCAGGGUAAACACAAAACCUUCUUUAUUCGUCCAGUCUUCGGUAACGAGCCUGCGAUCUCUGCCCCACAGACCACUAAUUAAAACCAAACUAACCCUACAGAAUGAGCUGACACUGUUGUUUUGCUUUUCGCUUAACUUGUUCCUUUGUUAUCAGCUUUGGUGGUGCGCUGUUGCCCGGUGAAGGUGAAGCUAUGGCCCAGUAUGUCAAGGAGGGUAAAAGAAUUCCUCGUCGUGGUGAAAUUGGCCUCACCAGUGAUGAAAUUGCCACUUUUGAAUCUUCUGGCUUCGUUAUGAGCGGAAGCAGGUAUGAAUCCUUGUUUUGUGUUAGGCAUAUAAGACCUUUAUAUAAAUAAUUAAUACGUUUCUGUUUAAAACCCAAAUAUUUUCUCCGUAUUUUGGCGUUGUGCCCUCACAAAAAAAAUUACAAACAGACGUUUUCGAAAACGCUAGAAAUUUUCUGGGUUUUUUUUAUUACUUUAAUGUUGACGGGUAAAAAGAAAGGUUCUCGAAAACGCCGACAUAACUACUCAUACGCUACAUGCUAAUUUUAACAAGGGAACAGACGAGAGCGAAGCGUUUCUGACGAAAAGAAGCUCAAUAUUUGGAAAAAAUGAACAGAUAGUACAUUAACUGGUAUUUUUUACAACCUUGCCCAUGUUCCACUUACUAGAAAAUGAGAACUUAGCAAAAAAAGAAUAACAAACGCCUUGGACUUUAGUCCGCGAAGAGCACAUGUCGGAGCAAACGAAAACGUACCGUCAGAUGUGCGUUUUUAAUGGCUGAUUGUGGACGGAGACGGUUUUUAAGCAUUAUGACGAUCAUGGCAACGGAAAAGUCACAUUAUGCUCGGAAAUAAUCGUGUCCAUGAUUAUUUUGACGGUGUAAAUUGAGCUUAAACCUCGGCCACAAUUUUAAUUUCUUAAUUAUGUAAUGUUUUAAGACAGGUUUCUUCGAUUAUCAUCAUUAUUGUCAUUUUGUAUGAAUGGAUGUAUGUAUUUAUUUUAUUUUCUAUUCUCUCUUAAGACAUCGUCGUAUGGAAGCCGUCCGUCUGAGAAAAGAAAACCAGAUUUAUAGCGCUGAUGAGAAGUAAGUUAUUUUGUGUCUAUUUACCCUUUUAAAAAAUUUGUUUGUCGCAUACAGGUAUAUACGACGUGCAGUUAAGCAUCACUUUAGACGAUGCGUUUAUGAGUUUACAGUUGUACUUGUAGUCCAGGUAAAACCGCAAAAUAAGGGCAAUUUUGUGAAAGCUACUACCGUGCGGUAUAGCUAUUUGAUAAUGUACAGGUGGUUCUAACUUUUUUAUCUGUGUACGAAAUACUUGAGUGUGACCAUUCAAAUGAAAGCUACUGAUCGUUACCUUCCUUUGUUGCUUUUUAUUAUGCUGUACAUGGUGGUUCUCAUUUUUCCAAAUUUUGGAGUGUGUGGAUGAAAUCCUGUAGAGUGUCCAUUCAAAUAAAAGCUACUGAGUAGUACUUACCUCUGGUGCUAUGUUUUAUGCUGCACGCGGAAGUUCUAACUUUUCAAGUCUCUGGACGAUAUACUAAAGUGUGACCAUUCCGUGAAAGCUACCUAGCAGUCCUUUCUGAUGUUUCCAUUUUUAUCAAGCUUUGAAUACAAAAUGGUAAGGAAUAUUGAUUUCUCAUUUCCUUAUCUUUUUCUCCUAGACGAGCAUUGGCCAUGUUUAAUUACGAAGAAAGAUCAAAGAGAGAGAACAAGAUAUUAUCCGACUUCCGAGAGAUGAUUCACCAAAAAAUCAACAACAAGAAAUGAACUGUAAACCAUAAUUUUCCAUUCGCUCACCUUCUGUCAUCUCCCAUCCUGCAUAUUGA